Molecule: messenger RNA, 5106 nt
Organism: Parnassius apollo (apollo)
Lineage: Eukaryota; Metazoa; Arthropoda; Insecta; Lepidoptera; Papilionidae
Source: the annotation of a GenBank genome assembly
AUGUCAGGACUGCAGCCAAGGAGCGAGGAUACUAUUAAUGGAGUCGAUGUACGGGAACAGGGUAGCGCAUUAAGAGUGGCGACUAACACUCCGCACCUGGUGAGCCUCGGCACCGGCCGCUUGAGCACUGCUGUCACCUUACAUCCGAUCAAGCAAGGUCGAGUAACAAUCGGCUCGGACCCGACAUGCGACAUCUACGUAGUGGGCACGGGUGUUGCCAGCGUGCAUUGCCGCGUGGAGAAUUCCCACGGCGUGGUCACAUUGUACCCCGUCAGUGGGAGCACGCUGUUGGACGGGCUGCCGGUAGAUAAGGCCACCAGGUUGUCUCAGGGCAGUAUGCUAACGAUUGGUCGGUCCAACUAUCUGCGCUUCAAUCACCCAGAAGAGGCUAAGCUAAUGAAGUCAGUGCUACCGUCGGGACACGUGUCCAUGGCGCCAAUACAGUUUCAACCUAAUGAACAGUGUCUGCCAGCUGGCUACGUCAACCACCAUCCAGAAACAACUCAAUGUUACCAAACCACAAACAUCCAAAAAAUCUACAAAGACACCUCGCUAUCCCAAUUGGACCAAGAAUUAGACAUGACGCUGAGAGAGAUGUCGAGAAUAAAGCCGCCAGUCGCCCCGAAAAAACCCUUCAGAGACUUCGACCAGUCCGACUCAAACUCCGAUCAGGAAUCACGGCCAAAAAUGUCCGGGAUCAUGGCAAAAGUGUCCAAGUUCGAAUACUACGCCAAACAGCAGAAAUGCGUCGGCAGAAGUCAAUUCUACACGACGAACGAAAACGAAAUCUCGCCAAAAGUUUUCAGCGCAAACUCUUUAACAGUGAACACUCCAGCCAAGGACGUACUUGGCGGCAAAGCGAUGCCAAACUACAUGACCAAGUUCAAGCACGAACAGAAAAUGAUCGUACUCAACGAAAACAACAGCAUCGAUGCCAGGAACUGUUCGUACGCGAACGUCGCCGUAAGAAACAAGACUAAAAUAGACGAUAUCGUUAGAAAUUUCGACGACUCUAGAAAUGAAUUCAACAAACUGCCUAAGAAAAUUAAUAAUGAUCAAAUGAAAACUGAGAAUGUUUACGGGAGAAUUAAUAUUAAAGAGACAAAUUGCGACAUGAAAAAUAAUUUGGAGGUAAAACAGAGCAAUUUGGAACACCGAGGUGAAGUUCUAGAACAUUCUAGAGAGCAUGGAAAUGACAGGAUUAAGGGGAUUGGUUUGCCGUCGUCAGCUUAUGACAGGAAUCCACAGUAUUCACCGGUAUACGCAAACUAUCAGUACGAUAGGGGCAUAGAGGCCGAAAAUAUGAGAAAAAAGGCUUACCAGGAUAGAAUAAAAGAAGAGCAGCAGAAAGAAGCCGAAACGGCGCGAUUAGAGGAGAUCCUCAACAUGUGCGCGGAGUAUGAACGGCAAAUUGCCACAGGUAAUCCUAUUACUCCUACGGAAAAGAGGUCACACAAUAAGAUAAUCACGAACGGAUCUCUUCCUCGCAGUGUGGCCCACAACAAUCCAAACAUCAUACAAACCAGUGAAGGAUACUAUAAAUUCGAUACUAGUCACAAUCGAAGUACACCUAUGAAUUCCUUGCAAAGGAAUUUAUCCAGCUACGAAAAUUACGGUCUCCCCCAAUCGCCAACUCAAAUCGACCAAUUAACGCCAGAGGUGACGAUAAGCCAAAACUAUGAAAACGUUGGACGCAUGGACGAAAUAGGUAUACCCGUGUUCUCUGACGAGAUGAGUGAAAUAUCUAGUCCUAUCUUAUUAAGGAAGGAUGGCGAUAGGGUGCAUCUCUCGGCUUCCCCAAUAGGCAGUCCUUACGAAAACGUUUACUACAAAAACAAUGCCUACGGCAACUUCAAGCCAAAAUCGCCCAACACGCAAAGCCCAAGAACGAGAAUAAAGACCAGUCUCGCGCAUAAGAAUCUCACUUCGCCUCAGUAUUUCAUAUUUCCCACACCUCCACCCAAGGACAAUAAUAAACAACCUGAUUUCAGUCAAGAAGUCGCUCUUAGUCCUCAGAAUAAUACCGCUGUAGAUAAAAAUAACACAAAAGAUCCAAAUUGUGUAGGUAUAGAGAAGCAAUUAAGUCUAGAAGAAGAAAUACCUAUGAUAGAUGACGCUGAUUUGACAAACGAUUUAGAGUUCAGAUAUUCAAGAGAUUUUACCGACAAACAGAAAGAACUAGAAGACAAAUCUAAUCAACAGAAAGAAGAAUUAAAAGAUUCCUCUCCAGUAGAAGUGGAAAUACAUGUUGAAAAAGUGCUGACGAAAAACCAAAGUUUCGACGACGUCAAAAAAGAAUUAAUGGCAGACAUUCCCGAAUUAGAAGAAUUCGAAAAAGACUUAAAGAAGAACAAAAGAGAAAAUAUUAUAAGGCAUAUACCGGAAGAUAUGAAGAAGAUGGAUCUAGAAGCAAGUUCCAUUGACAGUGCUGUGUUAGAUGAUAACGUUGACGAUUUGAAAUCUAAAUAUGAGAGUUUGAAAGAAGAAAGGAAGAAGUUAGUCGCACAAAUACAUGAAAUAAAAUGUAAAAUGUCCGAGAUUCGGUCCCAAGAAGACGACAUUUUACGAGAGUUAGAGAUGGAGAAGGCUCUUAUCAAAGGUGAAUACGACUCGGAGAUAGCAAUACUUAACAUAGAGCAAAGGAAGAAGGCGGAGUUGACAGAAAACGCGCGGAAGAUAGAAGAAGAAAUCAAGCAGUUAAAAGAGAAACAAGAGAUACGUCAGAACGAGAUGAGAGAUAGAGUCGAGAUCGCUACCACAAAAGUGGAAAGGUUAGAAAAAGAUCACAGAGAAAACGCGGCAACGCUAGAAGAACUUCAAAACGCGCAAGACAUUUUGGAUAAUGAGACCAAGAUUUUCGAGGACUUAGAGUUCCAGCAUUUGGAAGAAGAGUCUGAGUUAUUGGCGAAUAGAGAAGACAUACAAAACGAGAUCAUCAACCUAACGAAGAAGAUAGAAGCACAGAAGAGCAGAAUACUAAACCUCAAGUCCGAAGCCAACAACAACUUGACCUCGGCGUUGGACGAAACGAAGGUACUCCAAGCGGAAUACGUCAGAUUACUGAACCAAGUUGAAGUCCUAACGGGAAAAGUACAAAACAUCGAAAAGGAGCUGAAACCAAUCGCCAACAAAUUGAACGACGUCGAAAGAACCCAGUCGCCGGACAGCGCGUUCUACACAGACCAGACAAGAGCGAAGUCUGGAGAAUUCGGUUAUUCCCCGCAAAGUUCAGACAGUGAUGACAUAGAUCUCAAAAUGGCCAGCUUCGAAGACCACGCGAAACAGAUCAAAGAUAAAUUCAACUCAAUAGACCAAAUGUCUCAAUCCAUGAUCGUUGAUAUCGAGCGGAGGGUUGGUGAAGUCACUAAUACCAACGAAAUCGAUAGCCGCCUAAGCGAAAGCCCGUCUAAGUCUUCUACUUCUUCUAAAGAGAAGAAAGGAUUUUGGGAGAGGAAUUUCGAUUCACUAAAGCGAAAGAGCAAGGACAAGAAACAGAAGUCACCGGAGAAAGUCGAUAUCAUGUCGCAAAGCCUAAACGAGAACAUGUUCUAUAAUAGUGAGAACAUCGAAGCGGACGUUUCGUUAGACAAAUUCAACAGCCUGAGACAUUCCAAGAAGCGGGAAAAGAAAGAGAACGGUCCGAUGAAGAGUAACUCGUCGUCCAAAAUCCCGACGUUCGCGGCGUUGGGUAAAAUAAUGAAGAAGGACUCCUUCGGUAGAAAAUCACGUGAGAACAGCAUAAAGAACGAAGAGAAUGAGAAAGAGAACGUCAAAAACCGUUACGUGAAAAACGUAAGACCUGUCACAGGUGACAACAAAUACGUCAAAGCGAAAUCUCUAUCUCCGGAUAAGGUUAAAGAUGAUAUAAAGGAAGAAACGGUAGAUGAUAUCAAGAACGAUUUAGCGAAGUCGGUGCACGUCAGUUUUGACACGACUCGAACAAACAAAGCCCCUGAUACUGCAAUAUCGAAGAAUCUGCACAGGAAGAGCUGUGGCGAUGAGCCGAACAAAAAUUCACUGGAAUUCCAAAAGAUGGCGGACACAGCGAAAAUUCCGUCGCAAGACGACAUUGAUAGGAUUUCGAAGGUGACCAUCGACGCACCGAUUCUGUCGAGCGACACUGACAUGAACUCCUUGGGGAAGAGGACCCUGGACAGCCUGAUGGAGAUCGAAAGGAAACGUAUGGAGAUGUUGGAAGAACAAGGAUGCCAAGUGAUAGAGAACGAACGCGAGAAGAUAUCAGAGCUGAAGCGGCGUGCGCAAGACGAAACGAAGAAGCUUUGGGAUCAGAAGAACCGAAUGGAGCAAGCCAAGUCGGUCGACAGCGACACCUACCAGGUGUCAGGCGAUUAUAACAACUCCAACGUCGCCGAGAACGUUGACAAGCCAAGUGACAGAACGUACGGGAACAUGGUCGACGAUAGUAUGGCGGAUGACGCGUUCAAUCUGACCAGCUCGACGAUUUACGAGGAGAGUUCGGGAUUUCUGUCAUCAUCCAUCGAGGAGUUGCAAGUACGCAACUCGCGCACCGAGUCGACCGAGGACGACAAACGGAGCGACGACAGCCGACCGCUCAGCCAUGCUUCGGAUUUCAGCCGGGACAACAUACUAUCGCUCAGCGCGGCGCCACGACGCAGCCGGCGCUGCGUGUUCGCAGAGAGCUCGCGCCCGCUCACGCGCUAUCUGCCCGUCGACACGGACGACUUCGAUCUGCGCACGCACGUCGAGUCCGCCGGUCACCAGAUUGAGCUGUGCCCCUACGUGACCAUCGAUUCCACGUCGUGUCGCGGAUACCUACACAAGCUCGGCGCCAAGUUCCACACGUGGUCCAAAAGGUGGUUCGUUUUCGACCGGGAGUCGAAAACGUUCGUGUACUACUGGGACAAGAGCGAGAAGAAGCCGCGAGGUGGCGCUUACUUCCAGGUAAUCGAAGAGGUGUACCUAGACCACGGUAAUACGUCGAAGUCUCCAAACCCGCAGACCACGUUCAUAGUAAAGACCAGGCAGCGCCGCUACUUCCUCAUGGCGCCCUCUGGUGAAGCGGCGAGGAUCUGGAUCGAUGUCGUCUUCACCGGGGCACAGGGCUACACGGAAUACCUAGAAUGA